Molecule: messenger RNA, 1817 nt
Organism: Dimorphilus gyrociliatus
Lineage: Eukaryota; Metazoa; Annelida; Polychaeta; Dinophilidae
Source: the annotation of a GenBank genome assembly
AAUGAUCAGGCGCGUUGAUAAAAGGAAUCAUACUUCGGGAAGAAAGCUAAAAUCAACUAUUAUCUGUUUGAUAGUUGUAGUAAUUAUACUGACUAUAGCAUGUAUUCUUGUCACAAGAGGACACGAAAAAAAAUCCUUCCAAAUUGUAAAACAUCCAAAGACCACAUUUAGCCUGAGUGAAAUUUUCAAUUCCAACUAUCAAGUAAAAGAUCUUAGUGGAUUUUGGAUACAGGGAUCUGAGAGAUUUCUUCAAUUAAAUAACAAUGGAGAUAUAGUUGAAAUUUCCUUAACUUCACCAUAUAAAGUUGUUAUGAGUAAGGCUUUUGUAUUGGAAAAUAAUUUAUACAUUCAAAAUAUUAAUGGAACAGUUAAGCAGCUGACUUUUUCUCGUAAAGAAAAUAGUGUUUUUACUGGAAUUCCAGAUACAUCUUAUGAAAAUUUACUUUCAAAGGGAAUAGCCAUUUAUUGGUCUAAAAAAGAUUCUUUCUUGGCUUUUGCUCAGUUUAAUCUUACAUUUGUUCCGAAAGUAAAUAUAACUGUUUUCGGAGAACAAAAUUGCUACUACCCUAGAUCAAAAAGUCUAUUUUUUAGUUUGGCUGGACAUAUUGACAAACCUAGUUGUAAUAUUGUUCAAACAACUCGGGUAUCAUUGUUUGUUUUUGAAUUAGCAAGUGGAAACAAGAUGUUGAUUUAUCCUCCAGAAAAUUUAAGAAAUCAAGAUCAUUACUUCCUUCAAUUAUCAUGGAGAGAUGAAAAUCAUUUCUUAAUUACUUGGACGAAUAGAAUUCAAAAUUUGGCAAUUGUCAAUUUCUGUAGUAUUUCAGCUAAUGUUCACUGCGUUCUGCCAUGGCCAAAACCAGUAUGGACUGAGAGUGGAGAGAGUUACCUUACUAUUUUAGACAGACAAGAGGAUAAUACCAGUUACUUUCAGCUAACUCUUAUAUCUGUAUCGACAGCUUCAAAAGGGUUGAUAACUUUUUUGACCAAAGGUAAACAGGAUAUCAUCCAUAUUUUAGGAUACGAUGAAAAGCUAUCAGUUGUAUACUACCAAAUAACAGGAAUUGACUAUAGAACUCGCUAUAUUUUUAGUCUGCAGAUUUCAGAGAAAAAUAUUACAACUGCGCAAUGUAUUACUUGUAGAAUUCUACCUAGUUGUACAUAUGCUUCAGGAAAAAUUAAUUCUCUUUCUACGUAUAUGAUUCAUGCUUGCUAUGGUCCGUCGUUUCCUCGUUUUGACUUGGUGAAUUUAAAAGAGUAUCAAAUGAAAGUUUUAGAGGAUAACAAACACUUGAAGGAUUAUAUUUCAUCUAAAUUACUUCCUGAUAAGAGGUAUGAAAAAGUUGCUAUUGGAGAUAAAUAUGAUGCUUGGAUGGAAAUCCUAUAUCCACCGGAUUUUGAUCCUUCAAAGAAAUAUCCAGCACUAAUUUAUACGUAGUGAUUGAAUUAACAUAAGAGAAGAUAUAAUUGGACUAUAUUUUUGUUUUUCAGUUCUCCACAUCCUAGCAACCAGAAAGUUUCCUCAAAAUUCAACUUCAACACGGAUUAUAAGUGGUUUUUGUACUUGUCAACUGCGCAUAAUUUUAUAAUAGCUUAUAUUGAUGGUAGAGGAUCUGCCUUCAGGGGAACUAAAUUUAUGUUCGACUUACAUAAAAGAAUUGGAUUAGUUGAUGUUAUUGAUCAAAAUUAUAUAGCACAAAUUAUGGAGGAUUUGUGGCCUCUCACGCCAUUUCUUCUGUCAGUGGACAGUUUUCUUGUGCCAUUGCCCGCUCACCUAUAACAUCUUUCAAAUAUUUUGAAAGUACAUUUACUGAAAGGUA